Klebsormidium nitens is the source of this 1437-nucleotide messenger RNA. The record is from the annotation of a GenBank genome assembly. Lineage: Eukaryota; Viridiplantae; Streptophyta; Klebsormidiophyceae; Klebsormidiales; Klebsormidiaceae.
AUGGGCACCGUAAAGCUCGCCAGUAUGAUCAUGCCAGCUGUCCUGCUGAUGGUGUUUGUCGCGGCAAAGUUUUACCAGGAAAACGACGGGGCGUUUGAAACGGUGGUGAGCCGGAUAGUCCCUUGGCCAACAACUGCGAUAAAGGGCCAAAUUGGGAAGCUAGAGUAUAGUGCAAGCGCCUCUGCUUUGACACCUCUCCAAGCUGAAGACAGUACCGACCUCAGCGAGACGGCUUCUAUGUCAACAGACAAUAAAGAGGAGAGUGUUGAAAGAGAUGGCACCCUGGCGGUUCCAUCGCUCCUUCCACGGAAUAGGCUGAAGCUGGUUGACAUUGCGUCAGCCCUUUUCAAGUCAGCAGAGAGCCUUACUCUUCAAGAGCCCACUCCUGAUUCUGUUAACAGCUCAGCUGAGGACGUCAAAAUUGCAACCACUGAGCUUCCAAACAUCUUCAAGGUUCCAGAGCUCUUUCUCACAACCACCACCGAUGCAGCAGUAGCUGCCCCACUGGACGAGAUUAGUCCGGCCAAUUUCGUUGAGGUCAAAAUGAGGGUUAAUGAUACUGACCUGAUUUUUGAGCCCAAGGGUAACUGGGAGCGGAACAGUAACGGGCAGGGUUUCUCGUUCAUGGGCAGUCCGCAUGGGGAGGAGGACGCUCCGGAAAUUUUGAAUUUUAACACGAGCCUCGCGCACCAGAUGCUGAACGGGAAGUGGGUCUACUUUUGGGGCGACUCGACGAUGCGCCAGAUCUUCACCGCCUUUCUGAACGGCAUCCAGGGCUCGAGCAUCUCCUUCCAGGAAGCCAAGUCGACCUUCCGGUCGUCUGGUGCGCAACCCAAUCGCAAGCCUUACAAGCCGCUCCCGUUCGACGACACCCCGUGCUCGGUUAACGAACACGCCGAGCACGAGGACUUGGUAACCCAGGGGUCAGGCGCCUCGGUUAGCCUAACCUACGGCUGGAAGCACUUCAUCCACGAGGAGUAUGACGUCACGUUCCUCCACGAAGUGCUCCCCAGCCUGCGCCCCGGCGCGCUGCCUGACGUCAUCGUCCUGUCGACGGGCGUCCACAACUGCUGGCACUUCGGUGACAGCCGCGAGUGGGAGAACAUGCGGGAGCUCGACGCGUUUCUGGCGGAGCUCGAUCGCACCGAAUUUCCGCUUCCGAAGAUUGUCUGGUUAGACAACGUGUUGUUCAUAAACGGGCCGCCCAACAGCGGCUGGCCCGACGUCUGCCGACGGUUCAACGAGUACCUCCGGAAGCGGGUUAAGGAGCGGGUUUUGGGCGGUAACCGGAGGGAAGCUUUCGUCAGCAGGGAACACAUGACGUGGGAUACGCCCGCAGAGCUAUGGGGGGACGUGUGGAGGCUGCAUCUGGCGGGAGAUGUAUACGUGGCGGUCGGGGGGCUGGUGCUACAGGCGAUGAAGGCGCUGGGCGUCUGA